Brachypodium distachyon (stiff brome) is the source of this 1116-nucleotide messenger RNA. RefSeq names its product gibberellin 20 oxidase 1-B. Gene Ontology annotation, biological process: flower development; gibberellin biosynthetic process; unidimensional cell growth. The transcript has 2 exons. The record is from RefSeq and is a predicted model, not a curated record. Gene Ontology annotation, molecular function: gibberellin 20-oxidase activity. NCBI's taxonomy places the organism in Eukaryota, Viridiplantae, Streptophyta, Magnoliopsida, Poales, Poaceae. Bases 1 to 1116 code for a protein of 371 amino acids.
AUGGCGCUGGAGUUCGACGCCACGAUCCUGAGCCGGGCGCCGGUGAUCCCGCCGCAGUUCGUGUGGCCCGCCGACGAGGCUUCCCCAGCCGCCGUGGGGGAGAUCGCCAUCCCGGUCAUCGACCUCGCCGCGUUCCUCUCCGGCUCCGGCGAUUUCAGCGGCGCAGAUCACUUUGCGGCGGCGUGCGAGCGGCACGGGUUCUUCCAGAUCGUGAACCACGGCGUCGACCCGGCGCUGCUGGCCGAGGCCUACCGCUCCAUGGACGCCUUCUACGCGCUGCCGCUCGCCGAGAAGCAGCGCGCCAAGCGGCGCCUCGGCGAGAACCACGGCUACGCCGGGAGCUUCACGGGGCGGUUCGAGAGCCGGCUGCCGUGGAAGGAGACCAUGUCCUUCAACUGCUCCGACGCGCCGGAGAACGCCAGCAAGGUCGUCGACUACUUCGUCUCCGUCCUCGGCGAGGAAUACCGCCAAAUGGGGGAGGUGUGGCAGGAGUACUGCGACGUGAUGACGCGGCUCGCGCUGGACGUGACGGACCUCCUGGCGGUGGGCCUGGGCCUGGGCCGUGGCGCGCUGCGGGGCUUCUUCGCGGGCGGGGACUCGGUCAUGCGCCUGAACAACUACCCGCCGUGCCGGCAGCCGCACCUGACGCUGGGCACGGGGCCCCACCGCGACCCGACGUCGCUGACGCUGCUCCACCAGGACCUCGUCGGCGGGCUGCAGGUCUUCGUCGGCGGCGAGUGGCGCGCCGUCAGGCCCCGGGAAGACGCCUUCGUCGUCAACAUCGGCGACACCUUCGCCGCGCUCGUCGACGGCCGCCACGCCAGCUGCCUCCACCGCGCCGUCGUCAAUGGCGCCGCCGCGCGCCGGUCGCUCACCUUCUUCCUCAACCCGCCGCUCGACCGCGUCGUCUCGCCGCCGCAGGGGCUGCUCGUUGCCAAGGAUGGCGGCGCCAUCAACCGGAAGUACCCAGGCUUCACGUGGCGCGAGUUCCUCGAGUUCACGCAGAAGCACUACCGCUCCGACACCAACACCAUGGAAGCCUUCGUCGAUUGGAUCAAGCAGGGCCGCCGCGGUGCUCAGUUCCAUGGAGACGCCGGCCAGGCUGAGAAGAAUUGA